This is a messenger RNA of Heterocephalus glaber (naked mole-rat), 1950 nucleotides long. It is a transcript of the gene Acads, whose product is annotated as acyl-CoA dehydrogenase short chain. The record is from RefSeq and is a predicted model, not a curated record. Gene Ontology annotation, biological process: fatty acid beta-oxidation using acyl-CoA dehydrogenase; butyrate catabolic process. Gene Ontology annotation, molecular function: flavin adenine dinucleotide binding; short-chain fatty acyl-CoA dehydrogenase activity. Lineage: Eukaryota; Metazoa; Chordata; Mammalia; Rodentia; Bathyergidae. Gene Ontology annotation, cellular component: mitochondrion.
UGAGGCCGCCCCCCCGCAGUCCGGAAGCCGCGCUGGCCGGCGGGGGUGGCAGAGAAGGCUGAGUUGUGUCCACCGUCCAUGGCCAUCGCGCUGCUCGCCCGGGCCUGCCGGCCCCUCCGCGGAGGCUUGGUCCUUCAGGGCUCCGCAGCUCCCGCCGGGUUUGAGCCGCCUUAUCCACACCCCGCCUCCUCCACACCCCGCCUCCGGCACCCACGCGGAGUUCCGGGCGUGCAGACCUCGGAGCCAGGCCAGGGAUUGAGCUGGGACUCAGGAGCUCUCUGCCCUUGGGACUGGCGGCAGUUACACACUGUCUACCAUUCUGUGGAGCUGCCCGAAACGCACCAGAUGCUGUGUCAGACCUGCCGGGACUUUGCUGAGAAGGAGCUGGUUCCCAUCGCGGCUCAGGUGGACAGGGAGCAUCUCUUCCCAGCAGCGCAGGUGAAGAAGAUGGGUGGGCUCGGGCUGCUGGCCAUGGACGUGCCUGAGGAGCUCAGCGGGGCUGGGCUCGACUACCUGGCCUACUCCAUCGCCAUGGAGGAGAUCAGCCGGGGCUGCGCCUCCACCGGCGUCAUCAUGAGUGUCAACAACUCUCUCUACCUGGGCCCCAUCCUGAAGUUCGGCUCCCCCGAGCAGAAGCGGCAGUGGGUCACCCCUUUCACCAGUGGUGACAAAAUUGGCUGCUUUGCCCUCAGUGAACCAGGGAACGGCAGCGAUGCGGGAGCUGCAUCCACUACGGCCCGGGAGGAAGGGGACUCGUGGGUCCUGAAUGGCACCAAAGCCUGGAUCACCAAUGCCUGGGAGGCCUCGGCCACUGUGGUCUUUGCCAGCACGGACAGAUCCCUGAAGAACAAGGGCAUCAGUGCCUUCCUGGUUCCCAUGCCAACACCUGGGCUCAUGCUGGGGAAGAAGGAGGACAAGCUGGGCAUCCGGGGCUCGUCCACAGCCAACCUCAUCUUUGAGGACUGUCGCAUCCCCAAGGAGAACCUGCUGGGGGAGCCGGGGAUGGGCUUCAAGAUAGCCAUGCAAACCCUGGACAUGGGCCGGAUUGGAAUCGCCUCCCAGGCCCUGGGCAUUGCCCAGGCUGCCCUGGAUUGUGCUGUGAACUACGCUGAAACCCGCAAGGCCUUCGGGGCACCCCUCACGAAGCUCCAAGGCAUCCAGUUCAAGCUGGCGGAUAUGGCCCUGGCCCUGGAGAGUGCCCGGCUGCUGACCUGGCGUGCUGCCAUGUUGAAGGACAAUAAGAAGCCUUUCACCAAGGAGUCCGCCAUGGCCAAGCUUGCUGCAUCGGAGGCCGCGACUGCCAUCAGCCACCAGGCUAUACAGAUUCUGGGUGGCAUGGGUUAUGUGACAGAGAUGCCCGCUGAGCGCCACUACCGAGACGCGCGCAUCACCGAGAUCUACGAGGGCACCAGUGAGAUCCAGAGGCUGGUGAUCGCUGGGCAUGUGCUCCGGAGCUACCGGAGCUGAGCCCCUCUGAGGGGACCAGCACCCCCUGCCAGCCUUGGACUGUAGGAAAGGGGCGGAGCCUCAUGGCCUUAACUCUGGCGUCUGCCAGACCCUUGGGCACAGAGCCCUCGGCCCUACACGCUGGCUAGAGGGGCUCUCAUGCCCUUUCGCUCUUCCACCCAGAUUAAACUGCAAGGGUGGGAGUCUCAGGGAGAGGAAGGGUGAGGCCCUGUGACCUGUGACAGAGGACACCCAUCUGGGCUCUGCUACCCCCUUCCACGCUAGCCAGCGUGCUUUCACGGGAGUGGCUGUGGGGAGCAGGAGCGCCUCCUGUCCUGGCCCUGCAGGGCCCGGCCUUUGCCCAGGGGUUUGAGUUCCAGUCUCUGGAAGGGUGUGGUCCUGGUUGUGGGGUCGCUCUGCAAAGCACGUAGGUGUGCAGUGUGUGGUCUGUCUGUCAUGGCUGGAACUGAUUGUUGCAAUAAAGCAUACCUGGUCCGGACCGAC